Molecule: messenger RNA, 508 nt
Organism: Octopus sinensis (East Asian common octopus)
Lineage: Eukaryota; Metazoa; Mollusca; Cephalopoda; Octopoda; Octopodidae
Exons: 3
Coding region: 1-465 (154 amino acids)
Source: RefSeq, a predicted model, not a curated record
AUGAUAUUUUCAGAAAGUAACCAGAAUGAGGAUGCUAAGAACAGAUCAGAAACCGACGAUAAAGAAGGCGGGGAAGAAAGUGAAGGAUUAAUGAGUAAAGCGGGGUUGAAAGGAGAUCAGUAUUGGGACUCUGUUGUUCUCAACCCAUAUCCUAUCACAUUCAGACCAUCGACAUCGACUGAGAAAAAAGCGCGUGGUCCACAUACUGAAACAGACGGUACACCAUCUCAUUAUCGCAGAAGACAAUCGAUUGAAUUUGAAGAUUUAAUCCUUAAUACGAACACAGGUGGCUUAAAGCUUCCACCCAAGAACAAGAAGAAUCCCUUCUUACAAGUGCAUGUCGACAAAAAGUUGAGUAGACCAGUUAAGCCACGUCCAGAUUCCCUGGAAGAUAACCUCAGUAUGCGGAAACUAAAAAGGAAUAUAGACUUACAACAAAAGAUGUCUUUUGUGGGAGCAAAUUAGCUAAGAAUAUAGAACUGUAGAUACGAACACUGGAUGAUAUAGA